CUAAAGUUUUCUUUUGUAUUAUUACACUUUGAAUAAAAGAUUUUAAAAAGGAGAGGGCAGACACAGCCAGCCCUAGUUGUGACACACAUACCCCAAACCUUCUAAUUAAGCACAAUGCAUGGUGUAGAGUUUGAAUAUGGGAAUGAGGAUGAAGCUAGACGGGUUAAGGAGUGGUGUGCGUGAAAUUGUACCACGAACAGCUACAGACGUCAAGUUUAGGGAAUCCAUACUCAUUGGGAUUACAAAAUUGAAUCUUGCCCAAGUGAGGGAAUUCAUAGCUAAAAAUGAAGACAACUAUAAGGGUGAUGAUUAUGACGUACUUGAGAAGAACUGCAACCAUUUCUCCAACGACCUAUGUUACAAGCUUACCGGGCAGAAAAUCCCAAGCUGGGUGAACCGGCUUGCAAAGCUAGGUUCGACGUUGAAGUGUGUGCAUUGAUGACAAAACACUCUGUAAAGGAAACGUGAACCCGCCGCUCUACAUUACCAAUUCACGCAGUUGUGUGAUUUAAUAUGCUUGUGUAUCGAAUGCUUAAAAAGAGCAUGCAAUAACAACACUCUCUUAUGAUCAUAUGUAUGAUAAACUAUCUAAGGGCAUACUUCUAUAUAUAGCCAUUAAGGGCAGUACACACUACAAUGCAAUGACCAAUAUAUGAGAGUAUCAUUACAUGCGUUGAGAAUAAGCCAAAUGAGGAGUGUAUUAUUAGCUUCUUGAUUUUAAUAUGCUGAGGAUAAGCCUAUGUUGAUCUAAAUCAUAAAUGUCAAGUUGAGCUUUUCGUUGAGAGGGAUCGCUACAGGGGAGGAUCUAUGUACGGGCUAUGGUAGGCUGAAGCUCAGGGCAACUUAGAAAAUUUUCAAUUUUUUUAGUGUGAAUUUUUUCAUUUUUCACAUUUAGCCCACUCAUCUAAUAUUUAAGCCUAGUAUAAUUCUUAUUCAGCCCAGGACAUCUCAGAUUCCUGGAUCCGCCCCUAGAUCGCUAGCUUCCUGUAUAACAAUAUGCUACCUCUGUCC
This is a messenger RNA of Cuscuta epithymum, 1011 nucleotides long. The record is from the annotation of a GenBank genome assembly. Lineage: Eukaryota; Viridiplantae; Streptophyta; Magnoliopsida; Solanales; Convolvulaceae.